This is a messenger RNA of Laccaria bicolor S238N-H82, 378 nucleotides long. RefSeq lists its product as uncharacterized. NCBI's taxonomy places the organism in Eukaryota, Fungi, Basidiomycota, Agaricomycetes, Agaricales, Hydnangiaceae. Bases 1 to 378 code for a protein of 125 amino acids. The record is from RefSeq and is a predicted model, not a curated record. The transcript is spliced from 2 exons.
AUGAAAAGUGCUCUCUGGGCAUACAACCAAGCUCAAUGGGCUCUUAAUCAGCUCAAUGCUCCUCGGGGCACUCGUGACCGAUACAAGCUGAUAGGGAAAAAAGAUACAAGGGCACUAACUACAGUAUACAAUGGCAACGCCUGGGGUCAAAGAAAUAUUGCUCUGCCAUGGUUCUGGAAUAUGGCUGUGGCUGAUGAUUCAUCGGGUUCAACAUACAUGGAACAAGUAUAUCGGGUGAAUUGGCUCAGAGCAAAAGCUCGAUAUGACCGGUGGUCAGAAGAGCAUCUCUUGAUCCCAAACAAAAUGAACUGGACCCGCCUCUAUUUCAAAUCAGUAUGUGGAAAGAACUGGCCUUCCAGGCCACUGAAGAAUUUAUAA